Mauremys reevesii (Reeves's turtle) is the source of this 614-nucleotide messenger RNA. RefSeq names its product mitochondrial ribosomal protein S18C (gene MRPS18C). NCBI's taxonomy places the organism in Eukaryota, Metazoa, Chordata, Testudines, Geoemydidae. The transcript has 6 exons. Gene Ontology annotation, molecular function: small ribosomal subunit rRNA binding; structural constituent of ribosome. The record is from RefSeq and is a predicted model, not a curated record. Bases 169 to 570 code for a protein of 133 amino acids. Gene Ontology annotation, cellular component: ribosome; mitochondrial small ribosomal subunit. Gene Ontology annotation, biological process: mitochondrial translation.
AGCGAAGUCGUCACGCGGUGUUCGUGUUCCCAUUGGCUGCCUCGUGGCUAGCGGCGCUCUGAUUGGGUAGCAUUUUUACUCGUUGGGCAAGGACGUCAAGCCCCCAUUGGUCGCGGCACAGUGUAGCGACAGUCGGACGGGUGCCGUGAAGGGCCAAGCGGGAGGAAGAUGGCGGCCACCCUAGUGGUUUCAUCCCGAGGCUGGGGGAGGCUCCAGCAGAUCUUGGCAGCUGUGUUGUGGAGAAGGGGAUAUAGUUCACAGCAGGAACAGGUGUCCCACAAAGUGGAUCUGCCAGUUGAAAUGGAAAACCCCUAUAAGGAGCCGCCUAAAAGAUGUGUCUUGUGUGGAAUAAAUGUAGAUUACAAGAAUGUACAGCUGCUGUCCCAGUUUGUUUCUCCAUAUACUGGUCGCAUUUAUGGCAGACAUGUAACAGGUUUGUGUGGGAAGAAACAGAAAGAGAUUUCAAAAGCCAUUAAAAGAGCUCAUGUAAUUGGAUUUAUGCCAGUUGUGUACAAGGAUCCAACAUUUCUUAAUGACCCAAAAAUUUGUGAUAUCAGGCAUCCGGAGUAAAUUAUGUAAAUUGUGCAUAAAACAAUAAAGUUAUUUAUAAUGUU